This is a messenger RNA of Trichoplax adhaerens, 366 nucleotides long. RefSeq lists its product as uncharacterized. The annotation marks the transcript as partial. The transcript has 3 exons. The record is from RefSeq and is a predicted model, not a curated record. Gene Ontology annotation, molecular function: protein binding. Lineage: Eukaryota; Metazoa; Placozoa; Uniplacotomia; Trichoplacea; Trichoplacidae.
UUAAAGCCGUGUGCAAGUGGUGAAUUUAGAUGUAGAAAUGGUGAAUGUGUUAAUUCGACUUUAAGAUGCAAUGCAGAACCUGAAUGUACAGAUUAUUCUGAUGAAUCGAAUUGCGUUUAUCCUUCGCGAGAUUGUUCCGUUCAACAGUCUCGCUGUCAGAAUAAUCGAUGUAUUGGACUAUUCUCAAUUUGUGAUGGUCGCGAUGACUGCUUCGAUAACAGCGAUGAAAAAAACUGCGUUGAUAAGCCAGGAACUUGCAGAUCUGUCGAAUUUACUUGCCAAAAUUCUACCAUACCGUGUACUUUAUUAGCUUAUCAGUGCGAUGGCGUUCGCGAUUGUUCGGAUGGCUCUGAUGAACUUGGAUGU